AUGAGCAGCCGCGAGCAGCCUCGAGGGUAUCCUCCCAAGGAGCCUCCGGCUUCUAGGUCACGACGGCCGGCUGAAGAUGCUCGCAAUGAUGCGGGGGCGGGUCGUGGGGGUGGUACGAUGUCGAGGGCACAAAUGUUCCAGGACGAGAAGCGGAGAAUUAUCCAGAGCUGCUUCUCAAAGAAGGAUAGUGAUGGUGUCUUAGCCGAGUCUUACAUCACGCAUAUCCGCAUCACAGAAGAUGCUGCAUAUCCAUCAACCCCUGCUCCGCCGAAUUCGCCGCCCGAAAACAAGAAGCCGCGGUUGAUCAUCGUUGCUCUGAGGAAGUCCGGCCGGGUGCGCAUGCACAAAGCUCGUGAAAACAAUGAUGGAUCGUUUUCGAUUGGCAAAACUUGGAUGUUGGACGACUUGGUCUCUAUACAGUCGUACACAGACCUGCCGGCCACCACACAGCUGGAGCAGCAGCAGAAGCAGUGGGCUUCGAAUGUGGGCUUUGUGGUCACCAUCGGAAAGCCGUACUAUUGGCAAGCGGCGAACUACAAAGAGAGGGAUUUCUUCAUUGCCAGUCUCGUGAAAAUCUAUAAAAAGUACACGGGCGGCAGGGUCCCGAAACUGAUCGGCUUCGAUGAACGCCAACGGCAGAUGCUUAUCGGUGACACCAGCCAGGGGUCGUCCCAGCCUGAGGCCUCUGAGAAUCCCCAGGGAUCACAGGCCCCGCAGCCCGACCAGCAGAGUUCGCAAUAUUCGAAUCGCGCUCCCAGUCGCGAAGGGAAAAGGGAUCUGAGACUGCAACCAUCGGAGGAACAGUUCCUAAAAAGCCAACGGAGUCGAGAUCAGAUACCCAGACCUUCUACUGGUCAAUCUCCGGCAAAAAUCGGGCCUCAGGUGCCAAAUCAGCGGGAAGAGCCCUCUUCCAAAUUGAAUGGACGCUUGGAGAGCGACAGGAUGGCUGGCCCUCCCAAGUCUCAAUUGGAUUCAAAAUCAGACUUUUCUGUUCGCUCACCCGUGGAUUCGUCCCCUGAGUCAACUAGAACUAGGCCUAGAGGCGUGGAAGACAGGACAACUGACUCCCGGCAGGGUGGGAGACCCCCGCCGUCGCGUGACGGGAAAGAAACACCUGAAUACAAGCCCUUUCAAGGGUUGGACGUCAAUAAAGAACCUGUGCCACCUUCUACAUCUGGCUCUGUUACUUCAGACCACACGCCUUCUGGAAGCAUCGGUCAGAGAACAUUUUUGACUGAUAGCAGUGACAAGCUGUCCAGACCUUCCAGCAGACAGGAUGGUGGGCCACCUUCUAGGGGCAGUGACAGAUCCAACCAAACACCACGAAAUCUCGACGUCGAAAUACCGCCUUCUCUUCGGCCGGGUUCUUCUGGAAGCGUGAGUACGAAGCCCCCUUCAGAAUCGACACGGCCGCCCCCAGAAGCACAGCCGACGAAACCUCCUCCAGAGCCGACGGCUGUUCCCUCCAAAACGACAGAGCCGGCGGCUGCUCCCUCCAAGAUGACAGAGCCGACGACUGCUCCCUCUAAAACGACAGAGCCGACGGCUGCUCCCUCCAAAACGACCGAGUCGACGGAGGCCCCGCCCCAGAGCACAGUCAGUGCACCGCCCGCUGAACCCUCUGCCGAACCUCCAGCGACCUCGCCGCCUACUAGUCCGCCAGAGAAACCUGAAACGCAACCUCCCGAAGAAAAGGAAGAGGUUCACCGUCCCGGUCUGGGGCCUAUGGUUAAGAAAAAGUCUGCAAAAGAUGUUGCGGGUGCUUUCCGCAAGGCAGCGAACGCGUAUAGCGCUUUCAAACCGCGACCAGGCGGUGCUGGGGAGAGGCUUAUGAAACAAAGGAACCAGACCCCGUCUAAUGAACCAGACGGCAUUACGAGCGUUGUCCCUGCUCCUUCGCUUCGCGCUCUGAAUAACGAAGCCAACAAAACACCUGCUAGUCCAUCGACAACAAGCCAACCUGCACCUUCCACCACAACGUCUUCUGGGCAAGAGCCUCCCAAAGUCGAGAUCACGCGAGCUGGCACCGAUGAUGCUGCUCAGCCAACCACUGGGGAUGAGACGAAAGAGGCUCUCUCCGCAGGCGCAACAGAGACCACAGAAGAGAGGUCCAGAUCGAGGUCAAGAUCACCUUCCCAGGAACGGCGUCGGAAACGCCGUGAAGAUAAUACGGUCAAGUAUUGCCAGGCUCUGGGCAUCGAUCCCAGCCUCCUUGAAGGGCGUGGCGCCGAAUUUGACGAUAUUCUCACGGAUUUGGGUUGGAACGGUCGGUUGAGUGAUGACAAGAAGAUCGAAGAUCUCGAGGCCGAUAUCCGGCGACAGAUUGGCAGGGUACAAGCUACCAGCUGGCUGGGGAAUAUUGAGCAUCAAGAAGGGAAGAUCGACCAGCUGACAAGGCUGAUUGACAAAACCAUUGAAGAAUGCGACGAACUGGAUGGUCUUUUGACUCUGUAUUCACACGAAUUAAGCACGCUUCACGACGAUGUCGCCUAUAUUGAAGCGCAGUCUCAAGGUCUGCAGGUGCAGACCGCCAACCAGAAGCUGCUUCAAAAUGAACUUCAAAAUCUUCUCAAGACUCUGUCGAUCUCUUCCGAAGACCUGCGGCCGCUCAAAGAAGCUUCUUUAAGCAACCCGGACGGUAUCAAAGAAACAGAAACGGUUCUGUCAAUGUUGUAUAAGGCCAUGUUGAUGAUCGAUUCGGACAUCCGUCAAAAUAAGAAGCGCAUGGCUGAUGCUGCCGGUGAUCACAGCGGUCUUGGCGUUUACGCUGACACAGAAGUGGGCCAAAUGCGCGCUAUCAGAGAGAAGAAGGAAGAGUACCGUGUCGAAGCUGGUCUCUUCUUGCAACGGCUUAAACAGUUCAUGUCUGUUGCUUUCAAAGUGGCUGAGCAGAAGAGAGCUAACGCUGCGGCGAAUUCCAACAAAGAUCCUCUGAAGCUGGAUAGCACCUCUCGGGACCUCGCUCGUCAAGAGCUGUGGAUGUACAAUGCCCUGAUGCUCUUUGCUCGCGAGGUCAGCUCCAAGGAGUGGACCGCAAUCAUCAGUUUGUAUGAACAAGAGGCUAAAGGUCCAUACCAAAAUGAGUUCCGGGAUCACUGCAGUUCCUGGAAGAAGGCUGCGAAAAAGCCAACAGGCGAGGAACAUGAACUGCUUUUUACACAUCAUGAAAAGGAAAAAGAUAUCGAUGGUAUUGCGACUGCGGCUCGUAAAUUGACUGUGAGGAGAGGCAAGACCGUCCGCGUUACCGGGGGUUUGCGGUUGUCCAUUAGCGAAAAACGACAGACUGGGAAGAUGGAGCCCUUUGAGGUGUUCGCCGGUGCUCUACAGGAGACGCUCAGGGUGAUCUCUGAAGAGCAGAACUUCGCAGUUCAAUUUUUCCACCUGAGUUCCCUCUCGAAUGCCGAGUUUCCCGAUAUUGUGGCCGCCAGCAAUCCCGAAGACCGAAAGCGUCCAGAUUUGAGUGUGAAGCACUCGCACGAUCCUGACCGUGACCUGGCUAAGAAAGUCGAACAGAUGAUGGAUGGCAUCUAUUCCUUCUGGCAAACUGACAUGCAAAACCUUGUGGAGUGGGUCAUCAAGACCGAUCAACUGCAAGGGGUCGGAGUGCUGGCUGCGCUGGAAAGGGCCAUCUCCGAGUUUGAAGACACAAACCAAGACUUCAUUGUCCAUUCCCUGCAGAAACUACAUUCUCGCCUGAACGGGCUCUUCAGCCGAUUUGUGGACGAACAGAUCCGAGGAAUUGAGGAGACCAAAGUCAAAGUGAACAAGAGAAAAGGAGUCAUUUCGUUCAUGAGGAUUUUCCCCAAUUUCUCGGCCGCCGUCGAGAACAUGUUGGCCUACCCAUCGCAAGAAUUCUCUGAGAUCCGGUUAAGUGUCAACGAAGCUUACAACAAGAUCAAUCGUGCCAUGUGGGAGAGUCUGAAGUUUAUCGCAAAGGAAGCGCCGGGUCAAGCGCCGGGUGCGACUACUGGGGCCACCGAUCCGGAAGAUAAGGAGGCGCUCAACUAUCACAUUCUUCUCAUUGAGAACAUGAACCACUACAUCGAAGAAGUUGAUGUCCGUGGGCUUCCUGUUCUGGAGAAAUGGCGCGAUCGAGCGAUCCAAGACUACCACGAACACAUGAAGCUGUACAUGGAUGCCGUGAUCCGUCGUCCACUGGGUAAACUGCUCGAGUUCAUCGAGUCGACGGAGUCUCUUCUCGCAACCACCAGCAACCCUAGCGACAUUGCCGCACGCGCCAGCCACUCGAAGAAUGUGGCGAGGAAAUUGGUCUCGUCCUAUGACUCGAAGGAACUGCGGCGUGGCGCUGACCUGUUGAAGAAACGGGUGGAGAAGCAUUUUGGAGAUGCGGACGAUCCUGGACUGAGUCGGAGUUUGGUGAGCAAGGUGUAUAAGGAGUGUGAGGCACGAUAUGCCGACACGUACGACCGUCUCAAGCGAAUCAUCGACUCUGUUUACGAUGGCCAGAUCGAACUGGAGUGGAGCAAGGAGGAGGCUGUAGCCAUGUUCCGAAGAGUCUGA
Rasamsonia emersonii CBS 393.64 is the source of this 4521-nucleotide messenger RNA. RefSeq names its product Exocyst complex component Sec3. Gene Ontology annotation, cellular component: exocyst; plasma membrane. NCBI's taxonomy places the organism in Eukaryota, Fungi, Ascomycota, Eurotiomycetes, Eurotiales, Trichocomaceae. The transcript is spliced from 4 exons. The coding region runs from base 1 to 4521 and encodes 1506 amino acids. Gene Ontology annotation, biological process: exocytosis; Golgi to plasma membrane transport. The record is from RefSeq and is a predicted model, not a curated record. Gene Ontology annotation, molecular function: phosphatidylinositol-4,5-bisphosphate binding.